UCUAGAAAGAAGCAAGAUUUCUUUUGUCCUCUUCUGAAAAGAUUGCCUUCAAAUUGGGUUUCAAUGAUUCCAAAUUGUUGUAAGUUAUACAGUUUGUGUUUCACAGAGGUGUGCUUUGGAGCUUACAAUUUGCCAUGGACAGGGAUGAUGAUGAAAGCAAGUACACAAUUCAUGUUAAUAUGAAUGAUGGUUUUGAUGGGUGCUCCUACUUCCUCAAAGUCAUGGUGGGAGAUUUUGCUGAAAGACUGAGAAUUCCAGCUGCAUUUUCUCAAAAGGUUAGAAAGGAGACCAGUGAAGAUAUGGUUUUGCAAGGCCCAAGUGCUCGGCAGUGGGUUGUAAAAUUAUGGGGAACAAAUUCACAACUGGAGUUUGGGCAGGGUUGGGAAAAUUUUGUUGGUGACCAUGCCAUUGAGUCAGGGGAUUUUCUGGUUUUCAAGUAUGUAUGUAGGUCUUAUUUCAAGGUCAGAAUAUUUGGGAAAAAUGGGUGUGAGAAAAAAACUAUAGUUAGCUCUGAGAAUUCGGACAAGAGAUGCAGUGACACUGCUACUGCUACACAAUUGCCAACUGCUUCAGAUUUUGAAGAGGAACUCAAUGAUCAUACAGAAGCAAAAGUUCCUCAUGUGAGAAAAAAAUUCAAAUUCUCUUCUCAUGAUUUUGAUGAGAAAUUGAAUGAUCAUACAGAGGCAAAAGUUCCUCAAGAGAAAAAAAAAUUCAAAUUCUCUUCUCAUGAUUUUGACGGAGAACUCAAUGAUCAUACAGAAGGGAGGAAAAAAAUCAAAUUCUCUUCUCAUGGCUUGGCCAUAGGUCGUCGUCGUCAUAAACCAUCUCAUGCUGGAAGGCAGAAGGAGACAGUGAAAUCAGCAGAGACUGAACGAAAGAGUUGUCAAGAAUCAAAUUCUUGUCAUCUUCCUUGCAUACGUCGUAAUUUAGGAGGAAGAAACAAGGCCAUCCAGGCUGCUUAUUCUUUCACAUCGACCAAGCCCUUCUGUUUAGUAAAUAUGGCCGCAUCUCAUGUCUGCAAAAGAUUUUGGCUCAAUUUGCCCAAAAAUUCUGAAGAGCGUCUCAAAUUACCCAAAGAAAUGAGGGUGGUGAUCCUUGUGAAUUCUAACUGUGAUGAAUGGCGUGUACGGUACAACUGGAGUGACUAUAAAGACAUAGGCGCUUUCGGUGCAGGAUGGAUGCAAUUUUCUGUUCAAAACAAUCUCCAGAGAGGGGACAUAUGCAUCUUUGAGCGGAUAGACAAGGGCAAUAACAUUAUCAAGCUGAGAGUCCAUAUUUUCAGGAUCGCAGAGGAGAGUAACAAUUUGGAAGGUGGAAUUAGCAAUGAUGGAGUAGCAUUACCCACAUCUCAUUCCAACAAGAAGAUGAAAGUCUCAAGGGAAGAUAUCAGCACCAAUUUGCCAGCAAAAGUUGGCCGCCCUAAAAAGGGGAAACAAGGAGCAAAGCAUGGCCGCCCAAAACAUGGGAAAGGAGGAGAAAAACAUUGCCUCCCAGAACAUGGGAAAGGAGGAGAAAUACACUGCCUCCCAGAACAGGGGAAACAGGGAGCAAAACAUGGAGCCAAUCAAGUGGAAGAGGAGAAAAAUAAGACUAACCCUACAAGCAAUCAUCUGAAACAGACCAAAUCAAAAAAUGUCCCUUCCAUUUCAGAUAGCAAAGCUGGCUAUAGGCGUAGUGUACGAUUUUCAAAACGGUGCAAUUCAGUAAAGCCUGGAAAGAAAGAACUUCUUUGUCUUCCAUCAUCAUCUGCAAGGGACACAGUGGUCCUGUCAGAUGAGACCACUCCUAUAGAUGAUGUGAAUGGAGAAGAAGAAAUCGCUUCUGUAGAUGAUGUGAAUGGAGAAGAAGAAAUCACUUCUGUAGAUGAUAUGAAUGGGGAAGAAGAAGAAGAUAUGAUUGUUUUGGACUGCAAUGGCGAGCCUCAUGCAAUGGCUCCUCAAAGUGAUUCCUUAAAUCCAUUCAUAAGAAUUUCCUCAUAUCCCAAAAUGAAGUCAAAAGGCGAGGCAUCACAUUUGGUUGUGGCACUGUAAUCUUAAAAAGCCUCUCCUGCAGGUGAUAAACUUCUUUGAUUAUAGAAUUUGAAUCAACUUCUUCAAUUUAGCAAA
This is a messenger RNA of Cryptomeria japonica (Japanese cedar), 2105 nucleotides long. Its product is annotated as B3 domain-containing protein Os11g0197600. Gene Ontology annotation, molecular function: DNA binding. Lineage: Eukaryota; Viridiplantae; Streptophyta; Pinopsida; Cupressales; Cupressaceae. The transcript has 6 exons. Bases 135 to 2030 code for a protein of 631 amino acids. The record is from RefSeq and is a predicted model, not a curated record.